CACAAAACAGUUCAUUUGAACUUCUCAGCUGGUAGUUUUCAGGUGUUAUCCAGUUUCCAAAGGCAUUUACGUAAAAUUUCCUUAUUUAUAAGAUAAAACAUACACAGUAAAUAUUCACAGCCAUGUCUCGACAAAUGCAACGACUUUUUACAGCCUGCAGGAGACAAGCAUUUAGUCAAAGUGAAUUAUCCAAUGGCCUGCUCAAGCAAAACAUUGUUAGGCAACAACGUCGUUUGGUUGCUAGCGACCCGGUAAAAGGCAAGGGACCCAUAACAUGGAAAAGUGCCGCCGCUAUUGGUGGUCUAGGAGCUGUUGGUGUUGCCUUUAUGUUAUAUGUGAAACAUGAAAAAGAAGAGGCAAUUUUAAAGGAACGCAAAAGGCAGUUGGGAAAGGCUGCCAUUGGUGGUCGCUGGGAACUCGUUGAUCCCAAAGGCAAUCUACGUAAAUCAGAAGAUUUUCUGGGUAAAUGGUUGUUGAUUUAUUUCGGCUUUACCCACUGUCCUGAUAUUUGCCCAGAUGAAUUGGAGAAGAUGUCGGCUGUUGUUGAUGAAAUUGAAAAAUCUCCCCAAAAUCCUGAAAUCCAACCCAUAUUUAUAACAGUUGAUCCGGAACGUGACACCAAAGAAGUCGUGGACAAAUAUGUAAAGGAGUUUUCACCCAAGUUGUUGGGCCUAACUGGCACUGUUGAACAGAUCAGUAAAGUAUGCAAAGCUUUUAGGGUAUACUUUUCUGCUGGUCCCAGAGAUCAGGACAACGAUUACAUUGUGGAUCACACGAUUAUUAUGUACCUUGUAAACCCUGAUGGUGAAUUUGUUGAUUAUUAUGGACAGAAUCGUGACAAAGAUCAGUGUGUGAAUUCGAUCUUAAUGAACAUUGCCAAAUGGAAUUCUUUAAAUAAAAAAUCAUGGUUUGGUUAAGUAAAAUGCAAUGGCCACAUUUGCACAAUAUAAAUUGUGUACAAAUUUUGUUA
Messenger RNA from Musca domestica (house fly), 970 nucleotides. It is a transcript of the gene Scox, whose product is annotated as protein SCO1 homolog, mitochondrial. The record is from RefSeq and is a predicted model, not a curated record. NCBI's taxonomy places the organism in Eukaryota, Metazoa, Arthropoda, Insecta, Diptera, Muscidae. Gene Ontology annotation, molecular function: copper chaperone activity; copper ion binding. The transcript has 2 exons. Gene Ontology annotation, cellular component: mitochondrial inner membrane. Gene Ontology annotation, biological process: mitochondrial respiratory chain complex IV assembly; intracellular copper ion homeostasis. The coding region runs from base 123 to 917 and encodes 264 amino acids.